UUUAGAGGACGGUGAAAGUGAAGUGCUUGAGAACGUUCCAGGGUUUCUCAUUUCUCGCUGUUUCCUCUAGGGUUUCGAUCGCCGCUUCUCUAGGGAUUCCAGGUUCGCUGCUCCUUCGUCUCGAUUCCAUUGGUUUAGGGCGGAGUAGAGGAGGAGGGCAAGAUGGGGUUCCAGAUGCGGCCGUACGGGAUGCAGGCGAUGCUCAAAGAAGGGCACAAGCACUUAUCGGGUCUCGACGAGGCGGUGCUUAAGAACAUUGACGCUUGCAAGGAGCUCUCCGUCAUCACCCGCACCUCCCUCGGGCCCAAUGGUAUGAAUAAAAUGAUCAUCAAUCAUCUGGACAAGCUCUUUGUAACAAAUGAUGCGGCCACUAUCGUGAAUGAGCUUGAGGUCCAGCAUCCUGCUGCCAAGAUUUUGGUGCUGGCAGGAAAGGCUCAACAGGAGGAAAUUGGUGAUGGAGCUAAUCUUACAAUCUCCUUUGCUGGGGAGCUCCUUCAAAAUGCAGAGGAGCUUAUCAGGAUGGGGCUGCAUCCCAGUGAAAUAAUUAGUGGUUAUACAAAAGCGAUCAAUAAGACAGUGGAAAUAUUAGAUGAGUUGGUUGAGAAAGGAUCAGAAACUAUGGAUGUGAGAAACAAAGAUGAAGUUGUUUCUCGAAUGAAAGCUGCUGUUGCUAGCAAGCAGUUUGGGCAAGAAGGUAUUUUGUGUCCUCUUAUCGCUGAUGCAUGCAUCCAGGUCUGUCCAAAAAAUCCAGCAAACUUUAAUGUAGAUAAUGUUCGAGUUGCAAAACUGCUUGGAGGUGGUUUGCACAACUGCACGGUCGUUCGUGGUAUGGUCUUAAAAAAUGAUGUCAUCGGGAGUAUAAAGAGGAUGGAAAAGGCAAAGAUUGCGGUGUUCGCUGGAGGUGUUGAUACAUCAGCAACUGAAACAAAGGGAACUGUUCUAAUCCAUAAUGCUGAACAGCUAGAGAAUUAUGCGAAAACUGAAGAAGCCAAAGUUGAGGAGCUCAUUAAAGCAGUUGCUGAUUCAGGUGCCAAGGUGGUUGUAAGUGGAGCUGCAGUGGGAGACAUGGCAUUACAUUUCUGUGAGCGCUACAAACUCAUGGUUCUAAAAAUUAGCUCGAAGUUUGAAUUGCGGAGGUUUUGCCGUACAACUGGUGCCAUAGCUCUUCUGAAACUUAGCCGACCAAAUCCUGAUGAGCUGGGAUAUGCUGACUCUGUUUCAGUGGAAGAAAUUGGUGGUGUUCGGGUGACUGUUGUGAAAAAUGAAGAAGGUGGAAACUCGGUUUCUACUGUGGUUUUACGAGGUAGUACAGAUAGUAUAUUGGAUGACCUGGAAAGGGCCGUUGAUGAUGGUGUUAAUACAUAUAAGGCAAUGUGCAGGGACAGUCGCAUAGUUCCUGGGUCUGCUGCUACUGAGAUAGAGUUGGCUAGAAAGUUGAAGGAGUUUUCCUUUAAAGAAACGGGAUUGGAUCAGUAUGCCAUUGCGAAAUUUGCAGAAAGCUUUGAAAUGGUUCCUAGAACCCUAUCUGAGAAUGCUGGGCUGAACGCUAUGGAGAUUAUUUCUUCCUUGUAUGCUGAACAUGCUGCAGGAAAUGCCAACGUUGGUAUUGAUUUGGAAGAAGGUGCCUGCAAGGAUGUCUCAACCAUGAAUAUCUGGGAUCUUCAUCUCACCAAGUUCUUUGCACUCAAAUAUGCUGCAGAUGCUGCUUGUACUGUUCUCCGGGUUGAUCAGAUUAUAAUGGCAAAACCAGCAGGUGGCCCAAAGAGAGACCCACCGGCCGGGAUGGAUGAGGAUUGAUGAUGUGCAUAUGGGUUGACUGUGAAGCACUAGCAUCAAUUUGCUAGCUAAGAAGUAGCUUCAAUGCUUUUAUGUAUUUUAGUAGGUGAGGGCACUAGAAAAUUUUGAUUCCCAUCCAGGAAAUCUGGUACUUUAGCAUCUUGACAUACCAACAACAUGUGCAAUGUCGCUCUGUUCUGAAUCACUUUUAGUCUGUGUUUUGCAGUUCUGUAUUUCUCAUUACAAUGUUAGAUUUCCAUCAGCUUUGAGUGUGAACUCAAGUGAGGUUAUUGGCUAUUUUCUUUUGUUGUGUUGUGGUUGAUAUAGCUAUAUUGCUUGUCUACUCUCAUUUGAUGAAUUUUAAACAGUUGAUACAUAAAUCAUGGAAGAAAAACUUGAUA
Molecule: messenger RNA, 2177 nt
Organism: Phoenix dactylifera (date palm)
Lineage: Eukaryota; Viridiplantae; Streptophyta; Magnoliopsida; Arecales; Arecaceae
Product: T-complex protein 1 subunit theta
Biological process (GO): protein folding
Molecular function (GO): ATP binding; ATP hydrolysis activity; ATP-dependent protein folding chaperone
Source: RefSeq, a predicted model, not a curated record